Messenger RNA from Oncorhynchus kisutch (coho salmon), 6667 nucleotides. Its product is annotated as low-density lipoprotein receptor-related protein 6. The record is from RefSeq and is a predicted model, not a curated record. Gene Ontology annotation, biological process: nervous system development; canonical Wnt signaling pathway. Gene Ontology annotation, molecular function: Wnt-protein binding; Wnt receptor activity. The transcript has 24 exons. NCBI's taxonomy places the organism in Eukaryota, Metazoa, Chordata, Actinopteri, Salmoniformes, Salmonidae. The coding region runs from base 624 to 5486 and encodes 1620 amino acids.
AGAUCCGGCCAGCAGCCGAGGCAGGGUCAUAGGGGUAUGUUAUUCUAAACCGAAGCACCGAGUGCUCCGGCAGAAAAUAGUCCCUUCGGAAUGUGUUUCUUUCACACUCAAACAAUUGUUGUAUUAGACCAGGUUUAAUGUCUUCGACCGAGAACAAGUGUCUUGACCUAUCGGUUGCGUGAUUUUAUCAGCCACCGUAGCGAUUUUGAAUGUGUUGAAAUCCGCUGGACGAGAGAGGCUGCAUGUAAUCAAGUCCAACAAUAGGCAGCAGAGAAAGAGACGGAGGGGAAGGAGAGAAGGUACAGGAGGGGGAGGGUUGGCAUGUUCUGCUCCCGGGGCGGAAGGAGACGUUGCGCUCAGGCAGGAGAAUGAAUCGCAGCGCCACCGAGCCUGGAACCUCCGACGUAGUAGAAUGGAGCUGAGAAGAAUCCCAGUUACAUUGUAGCCAGAAACAACCCCCCCGGCGUAGUAGAAUGGAACUGAGAAUAAUCCCAGUUACAUUGUAGCCAGAAACAAAACCCCGAAUAUUGUUCCAAUAUAACAGUUCCGUCGGAGGAAUAGAAACACAGCGAUGCGGACCAGGCGCUGAACAGGAGCGGCCGGGGUGAGAACAAGGCAGAAAGAUGGGCGCCGUGCUACGGACUGUGUUGUUGUGUAGUUUUUCUUUACUAAUAAGAGGUGUACCCCUCCUGCUCUAUGCCAACCGACGGGACCUGCGGCUGGUGGAUGCGGCCCACGGCAGGGCCAACGCCACGGUGGUGGUGGGCGGUCUGGAGGACGCCGCCGCUGUGGACUACGUAUACGCUCAGGGAUUGGUCUACUGGAGUGACGUCAGCGAGGAGGCAAUCAAAUGCACCACCUUCAACCAAUCAGGGCCCGGCUCGGCGGUGGCCGCCCAGACUGUGGUUGUAUCAGGGCUGGCGUCCCCGGACGGCCUGGCCUGUGACUGGUUAGGCAGGAAGCUGUACUGGACGGACUCUGAGACCAAUCGGAUUGAGGUGGCCGAGCUGGAUGGAUCAUUACGGAGAGUUCUCUUCUGGCAGGACCUGGACCAACCCCGAGCCAUCUCUCUGGACCCGGGGAGAGGGUACAUGUACUGGACGGACUGGGGCGAGGUUCCUAAGAUUGAGCGAGCGGGGAUGGACGGUACAAACAGAGCCAUGAUCAUUGACAAGGAGAUCUACUGGCCCAACGGUCUCACGCUGGACUACAGCCAGGAGAAACUGUACUGGGCUGACGCCAAGUUCAACUUCAUACAUCGCUCCAAUCUGGAUGGCACUGGGAGGGAGGUGGUGGUUAAGGGAGAUCUCCCUCACCCCUUCGCUCUGACGCUGUACGAGGAGACUCUCUUCUGGACCGACUGGAACACCCAUUCCAUCCACUCGUGUCAGAAAGAGACCGGGGAGGAUCGGAAGAAAGUCCACUCGGACAUCUUCUCUCCCAUGGAUAUACACGUCUACAGCCAGAAGAGACAGCCGCUACUGUCUUCACCAUGUUCUGUGAACAACGGAGGCUGUUCCCAGCUCUGUCUCCUGUCUCCUAUUACACCUCACUACCAGUGUGCCUGUCCCACCGGAGUCCAGCUGCUAGAGGACAGCAAGACCUGCAGAGACGGUCCCACACAGCUCCUCCUCCUGGCCCGGCGGACUGACCUGCGCCGCAUCUCCCUGGAUACGCCCGAUUUCACUGACAUCAUCCUCCCGACGGACGACAUCCGCCACGCCAUCGCCAUCGACUAUGACCCGGUGGACGGACACAUCUAUUGGACGGACGACGACGUCCGGGCCAUCAGGAGGUCCUACCUGGACGGCUCUGACGCUCAGUUCAUUGUCACCUCACAGGUGAACCAUCCUGACGGCAUCGCUGUGGACUGGAUCGCCCGGAACCUGUACUGGACGGACACGGGAACGGACCGCAUCGAGGUGACACGCCUCAACGGAACCAUGAGGAAGAUCCUGAUAUCAGAGGACCUGGACGAGCCACGAGCCAUCGUACUGGAUCCUGUCGCUGGAUACAUGUACUGGACAGACUGGGGCGAGGUUCCUAAGAUUGAGCGUGCCGACCUGGACGGGACGGAGAGGCUAGUGAUGGUCAACACCUCCCUGGGCUGGCCCAAUGGUCUGGCGCUGGACUACACAGACCGGAUGAUCUACUGGGGCGACGCCAAGACGGACAAGAUAGAGGUGAUGUGUAUGGACGGUUCAGGCAGGAGGAUCCUGGUAGAAGAUAAGCUACCUCACAUCUUUGGCUUCACUCUGCUGGGGGACUAUGUGUACUGGACAGACUGGCAGAGACGCAGCAUCGAGAGGGUUCACAAACACACCACGGAGAGAGAGUUCAUCAUAGACCAGCUACCAGACCUGAUGGGGCUCAAAGCUACAUAUGUACACCAGACCUUCGGUACCAACCUGUGUGCGGAGGCUAAUGGUGGGUGUAGCCACCUAUGCCUGUAUAAGCCGGUGGGCGUCCAGUGUGCCUGUCCCAUUGGUCUAGAGCUGAUAGCUGACCUGUCCACCUGCAUCGUACCAGAAGCCUUCCUCCUCUUCUCCCGACACACAGACAUCAGACGCAUCUCCUUGGAAACAAACAACAACAACGUGGCCAUCCCGCUGACCGGGGUUAAAGAGGCGUCUGCACUGGACUUCGACAUCACCGACAACCGUAUCUACUGGACAGAUAUCACAUUGAAGACAAUCAGUCGUGCGUUUAUGAACGGCAGCGCUCUGGAACACGUGGUGGAGUUUGGCCUGGACUACCCAGAAGGCAUGGCGGUGGACUGGUUGGGGAAGAAUCUGUACUGGGCCGACACGGGGACCAAUCGUAUUGAGGUGGCCAAGCUGGAUGGACAGCACAGACAGGUCCUAGUCUGGAAGGAUCUGGACAGCCCUCGAGCCCUGGCACUGGACCCUGCUGAGGGGUUUAUGUACUGGACAGAGUGGGGUGGGAAGCCCAAGAUUGACCGCUCAGCGAUGGACGGGACGGGUCGGAUCACUCUGGUGCCCAAUGUGGGCCGAGCCAACGGGCUGACCAUCGACUAUGCCGAGAGGCGACUGUACUGGACUGACCUGGACACGACACUCAUAGAGUCCUCCAACAUGCUGGGUCUGGAGCGUGAGGUUAUAGCCGACGACCUCCCCCACCCCUUUGGUCUGACCCAGUACCAGGACUACAUCUAUUGGACGGACUGGUCUCAGCGCAGCAUCGAACGGGCCAAUAAGACAUCGGGCCAGAACCGUACGGUCAUCCAGGGUCACCUAGACUACGUGAUGGACAUCUUGGUCUUCCACUCGUCACGCCAGGGGGGCUGGAACGCCUGCGCCUCCACCAAUGGGCAAUGCUCACACCUCUGUCUGGCUGUACCAAUCAGCAGCUUCGUCUGCGGAUGCCCCGCCCACUUCUCCCUCAACAAUGACAACAAGACCUGCAGUGCCCCUACGUCGUUCCUCUUGUUCAGUCAGAAGUCAGCCAUUAACCGGAUGGUGAUGGAUGAGCAUCAGUCUCCUGACAUCAUCCUUCCCAUCCACAGUCUGAGGAAUGUCAGGGCUAUAGACUACGACCCCCUGGAUAAACAACUGUACUGGAUCGACUCCAAACAGAACGCAAUCCGCAGAGCGCAGGAGAACGGGAACAUGAGUAUGACGGUGGUGUGGAGCCAAGUGGGCGGUCCUAACCUGGGCCUCCAGCCGUUUGACCUGAGCAUCGACAUCUACAGCCGCUUCAUCUACUGGACCAGCGAGGUCACUAAUGUCAUUAACGUGACGAGGACAGACGGCAGCCGGGUGGGAGUGGUGCUGAGAGGAGAACACGACAGACCCAGAGCCAUCGUGGUCAACCCAGAGCGAGGGUACAUGUACUUUACCAACCUGCAGGAACGCAGUCCUAAGAUAGAACGAGCAGCGCUCGACGGGACAGAGAGAGAGGUGUUGUUCUUCAGUGGCCUGGGGAAGCCCGUUGCCCUGGCCAUAGACAAUGAGGUCGGCAAGCUGUUCUGGGUCGACUCAGACCUCCGACGCAUCGAGAGCAGUGACCUAUCAGGAGCCAAUCGGAUUGUGAUUGAGGACUCCAACAUCCUCCAGCCGGUUGGUCUGACGGUGUUUGGUAACCACCUGUACUGGAUCGACCGCCAGCAGCAGAUGAUCGAACGCAUCCACAAGACGACCAGGGAGGGAAGGACCAAGAUCCAGGCUCGCAUUGCCUCUCUCAGCGACAUUCACGCUGUCUACGACCUCGACAUGAGCGAGUACAGUAAGCACCCUUGUACCUGGGACAACGGAGGCUGUUCUCACAUCUGUAUCGUCAAGGGAGACGGAACCACACGCUGCUCCUGUCCUGUUCAUCUGGUCCUGCUGCAGAAUGAACUCUCCUGUGGAGAACCCCCCACCUGUUCUCCAGAACAGUUCUCCUGUGUAUCCGGGGAGGUGGACUGUAUUCCCCACGCGUGGCGGUGUGACGGCUACCCAGAGUGUGAUGACAGCAGCGACGAGGGAGACUGUCCUGUCUGUUCAGAUUCAGAGUUUCAGUGUGACUCCAGACAGUGUGUUGACCUCAGCCUCCGCUGCAACGGAGAGGUCAACUGUCAGGAUCGCUCAGACGAGAACAAAUGUGAAGUGCGCUGCUCUCCGGACCACUUCAGCUGUUCUAGCGGUCAGUGUGUGGGGAAACAUCAGAAGUGUGACCACUCUACAGACUGCUCUGACAACUCGGACGAGAUGGGCUGCUACCCGACUGAAGAGCCGUCCUCCCAGCCCACCAACACCAUCGGCUCCAUUGUGGGGGUUGUCAUGGCGCUGUUUGUGGUGGGCGCCAUCUACUUGGUGUGCCAGCGCGUGCUCUGUCCCCAGAUGAAGGAUGACAGGGAGACUGUAACCAAUGACUUGGUGGUCCACGGCCCUUCUGUUUCUCUGGGUUAUGUACCUCACCCUGCCUCUCUGUCCGGGUCUCUGCCAGGUAUGUCCAGGGGGAAGUCUGUGAUUGGUUCGUUGAGCAUCAUGGGCGGGUCCAGUGGCCCCCCUUACGACCGCGCCCACGUAACUGGAGCCUCCUCCUCAAGCUCCUCCUCCACCAAGGGCACUUACUUCCCCCCGAUCCUGAACCCUCCUCCAUCUCCUGCGACCGUCAGGUCUCAGUACACCAUGGAGUUUGGCUACUCCUCCAACAGCCCGUCAACCCACCGUUCAUACAGUUACCGUCCCUACACCUAUAGUCACUUCGCCCCUCCCACAACCCCCUGCUCCACGGACGUCUGCGACAGCGACUACACCCCCGGACGCCGCGCCCCGCCCACCUCCAACUCCGGCGUCGCCAAAGGUUACACCAGCGACCUGAACUACGACUCGGAACCCUUCCCCCCACCCCCCACCCCCCGCAGCCAGUACCUGUCAGCGGAGGAGAACUGUGAGAGCUGCCCCCCCUCCCCCUAUACGGAGCGCUCCUACUCUCACCACCUCUACCCCCCGCCCCCAUCACCCUGCACAGACUCCUCCUGAAACCCCUCGCUGUACAUAACAACUGUUGAUAUUGUGUUUCUAAAAGAGGGGGAGGAGAGGAGGCUGCUGAGGGAUGUACAGAACAUAUGAACAGAGAAACAGGAAGCUCGGGGUGGAAGAAAGAGCUCCGGGAACAUUUGUACAUUUUAAAAAUAGAAAGAAGCAUAUCUAUAUAUUUUCUAUACAGCGUUUACUGGAUACGCCGUAGAGGUUUGUAUUCAAACAUUUGUACAUUUAUUUUUUAUUUUUUAAGAAAACGUUUUAUUAAAACCAUCAUAAACAUGAUAAGUUGCCUUAAAUCCAGAAGAUACAAACGGUCCGUUUUUACGAGUCUGGAAGAACAUUUUAAAACACAUAAAUGGAACUAUCUGACGCCAAAUAACACACGCCCGAAAACAAUGGAUGGAUGGAGGGAGUGGUGAGGCAGGAUGACGCCCCCUGGAGGUGACAGACAGCUACUGCACCACGCCACUCUGCAGCCUGGGCAGCCAUUUUGUAGUGGAUCAGUGAUCCCCAUAGUAACCAGUCAGCUGGUUUCCAUAGUAACAGACAACAAGGUGUACUGAGUGAUUUGAGCUCCUUUCUAACGGUUUCCUGGUUUUCCAGGACUUCCUGUCUGCCUGUAUUGCUUCAACUAGGUACUACAUAUUAUACAAGCUCCUUAUUCAUCUAACAGGGUACAUAAAGAACCUCUGACCCGACCCAGGGCCCCUCGUCACUACCACAACACUCCUGACCCGACCCGGGGCCCCUCGUCACUACCACAACACUCCUGACCCGACCCAGGGCCCCUCAUCACUACCACAACACUCCUGACCCGACCCGGGGCCCCUCGUCACUACCACAACACUCCUGACCCGACCCAGGGCCCCUCAUCACUACCACAACACUCCUGACCCGACCCGGGGCCCCUCGUCACUACCACAACACUCCUGACCCGACCCAGGGCCCCUCGUCACUACCACAACACUCCUGACCCGACCCGGGGCCCCUCGUCACUACCACAACACUCCUGACCCGACCCGGGGCCCCUGUCACUACCACAACACUCCUGACCCGACCCGGGGCCCCUCGUCACUACCACAACACUCCUGACCCGACCCAGGGCCCCUCGUCACUACCACAACACUCCUGACCCGACCCAGGGCCCCUCGUCACUACCACAACACUCCUGACCCGAC